UGCAUAUACAGCGGAUUUGAAAAACAACGGAGGAUGCAAAACGACGUCGUUCUAUUUCAAAACGGACCGUUUGUGCAAAGUUCAACUGUUUUCCAAAUGUACCGUUUUUAUUCCCUCCGAAACGCAUCGAGUGAAAAGAAAUUGAUGUUUUGAUGUGUUUGCAGUGGAGUGAGUUGAGCUAAGACUAAGCAUGUUUUCAAAGAUUCAAUCAGCAUGCAAUUUGGGAAGAUUAGCAGAAGCGCUGAAACUCUUGUCCUCAAACCCAACUCGCUUAGACCCCUCUUUGUAUUUGAAAAUUUUGCAGCUUUGUAUUGACAAAAAAGCUAAAAAGCAAGGCCAUUUGAUUCACACCCAUCUCAUAACAAAUGGGUUUGGCUCAGAUUUGCACUUAAACACCAAACUCAUAAUCUUUUAUGUGAAAGUGGGUGAUGUAAUUGCUGCUCGCAAUGUGUUUGAUGGAAUGCCUGAGAGGAGUGUUGUUUCUUGGACUGCUAUGGUAUCUGGGUAUUCCCAAAAUGGGCGUUUUGAAAAGGCUUUUGUGCUGUUUUCAGAUAUGCGGCAUUGUGGUGUUAAGGCGAACCAGUUUACAUAUGGGAGUGCUUUGAGGGCUUGCACUAGUUUGAGGUGUUUGGACAUGGGGAUACAGGUACAAGGGUGUAUUCAGAAGGGAAGGUUUGUUGAGAAUCUGUUUGUGAAGAGUGCAUUGGUUGAUUUUCAUUCCAAGUGUGGGAAGAUGGAGGAUGCAUCUUAUUUGUUUGGGACGAUGAUGGAAAGAGAUGUGGUUUCAUGGAAUGCAAUGAUUGGUGGGUAUGCUGUCCAGGGAUUUGCUGAUGAUUCAUUCUGUAUGUUCCGCUCGAUGCUUAGAGGAGGUCUGGUGCCUGAUUGCUACACCCUGGGUAGUGUUCUGAGAGCCUCAGCUGAAGGUGGUGGUCUCAUUAUAGCCAAUCAAAUACAUGGAAUCAUCACCCAAUUGGGGUAUGGAUCAUAUGAUAUUGUAACUGGAUUGUUGAUCAAUGCAUAUGCAAAAAAUGGAAGUUUGAGAAGUGCCAAAGAUUUACGCAAGGGUAUGCUUAAAAAGGAUCUAUUUUCUUCCACUGCAUUGAUCACUGGAUAUGCACAUGAGGGCAUCUAUAGUGUAGAUGCCUUGGACCUCUUCAAAGAAAUGAAUCAGAUGAACAUAGGAAUGGAUGAUGUUAUAUUAUGCUCCAUGCUUAAUAUAUGUGCCAAUUUAGCAUCAUUCGCUUUGGGUACACAGAUACACGCCUUUGCAUUAAAAUAUCAACCUAGUUAUGAUGUAGCCAUGGGCAAUGCUCUCAUUGAUAUGUAUGCUAAAUCUGGAGAGAUCGAAGAUGCUAAACGAGCUUUUGAUGAGAUGGAAGAGAAAAAUGUGAUUUCUUGGACAUCAUUAAUUUCUGGAUAUGCAAAACAUGGGUAUGGGCACAUGGCUGUUUCACUAUAUAAGAAAAUGGAAAGCAAAGGGUUUAAACCAAAUGAUGUUACAUUUUUGUCCCUUCUUUUUGCUUGCAGCCAUACUGGAUUAACUGCUGAAGGAUGUGAAUGCUUCAAUAAUAUGGUUAACAAAUACAAUAUCAAGCCCAGAGCUGAGCAUUAUUCUUGCAUGGUAGAUCUCUUUGCACGUCAAGGGCUGUUAGAAGAAGCCUAUAAUUUGUUAUGCAAGAUAGAUAUUAAGCAUAAUGCCUCUCUUUGGGGUGCAAUUCUAGGGGCAUCUAGCAUCUAUGGCUAUAUGUCUCUUGGCAAAGAAGCAGCCAGUAAUCUUUUUAAUAUGCAACCCGAGAAUUCUGUCAACUAUGUUGUUCUAGCAAGUAUAUAUUCUGCUGCUGGCCUGUGGGAUGAUGCUUGGAAGAUAAGAAAAUUGAUGGAAGAGAGAAGUACAAAAAAGAAUGCAGGCUAUAGUUUUUUCCAAGCAACAAAGAAGAGCAUACCGCUACUGCAGGCUAGUUGAAAUACAGAAGUCUGCUGUCAUUUUAAUUCUUUGAGGAAUUAAUGAUAUUGACAACAAAAUUGUGCAAAACACCUGAAUCAUUGUGAAUGCUGCCAUGGAAGUUGGAGCUGCCUUUACAAAUAUCAUAUGUGACAAGGACUUCAGAAUAGUCCGUCAGUGCACUUCAAUACCUGCUUUACGUUCUCAUAUUCCAUCAAGUGUUUCAAAAGACUCAGGUUAAUAGAUAACUAAAUUGUCUGUCUGCAUCCAAAGUUCUGAGGCUGACCUGGAGGAGAGAUGCUCCAGAAGAAACCCAAUCAGAAGGAGACUGAUGCAAUGAUUGUUCAAGAGGCAAAGCAGAUGUGCAGCAGCAAUGUACAGCAUGGAGUUAGCAGAAGAGAUUUUAAUAUUCUGGACUUCGGUGCAAUCUUCUUGUCAAACAGAACUCCACAAGAAGAGUGUCUUAGAAGGAACUCUCUGGCCUUCCCACUUUCCUAGAGCCAUCUCAGUAUAAAAUGUUAAGAAUGGAAUGUUUUUAUUUCUUCUUGAAUAUGUGAUGAAGGAUGAGAUAUUUUAGACAUAGAUGGUGCAGUUACUAUGGAUCAGGUUCAUGGAAUCUGAUAUAUAGCACUCCCAUUUUUCAGCUGUCUUCUUUCAUUCAAGAUUGUGCUUAAAAUCAAGCUUUCCCAAGUUGAGAAAUCUACUCAAAGACAUCUGUGUGACUUGUUAAGUGAGAAAAGGCUCCAUCCAUCUACAUGGGAAUUCCUGGUAUUCCUUGGAAGCUGUAGUUGCUUUAAUCCAUCAACUACUUUUCUUAGAUACCCCUAUGCUUCCCAGACACCUUUGUGCUGGAACCAUCUUUCCUGCCCCCUUCUGCUGUCUGGAAAUCGUCUGAUCACCGAUCGGUGCAGCUAAAUGGUAAUCUCACAGUGUCUGUAGUACUGGGUUGAGGAGUGUCUCCAAGUUAAACCAGAUCCCAUCAUCGAAUUUGGCAUGAAAUCAUCAGUCAAAGACGAGCAGUAGCUCUUGGAUCCUUCACAAAUCCACUAGCUUUCCUCCAGAAGAUUUUCUGGUUUUUCCAGUUAAUUUUUAUGGAAAAUUAGUGUGCUUCUCAUGUCUUCUGAUUAAAUUUUCAUACUUUAGACCUGGGUUUUAAUGAUAUAGGAUGAAGUUGGAUCUGCCUUGGGCAUGAGGCAGGUUGAAAAGCCAAAAACAGUGGGGAGCCACACAGGGCAAAAGUUUUCCCAAAGAAAGGGAAGGAGUCUGCACUGAUUGCAGCGAAGGAUGGGAAUCAAAAAGGUGAUUCAAAUUCUCUACUGCAAAUUGACAUGGGCAAGUUUGAAUGGGUUAGGGUAGAGUUUAAAUUCGAACAAUACUAACUCGAAAAAUAUUGGAUUGAUAGGAGUUGAAAUUUAUUUGUUAUUGAUUUUAAUUAUAUUAUUUAUUAUUAUCGGAAAAA
This is a messenger RNA of Vitis vinifera (wine grape), 3401 nucleotides long. Its product is annotated as pentatricopeptide repeat-containing protein At3g20730. The transcript is spliced from 5 exons. Gene Ontology annotation, biological process: RNA modification. The coding region runs from base 191 to 1963 and encodes 590 amino acids. Gene Ontology annotation, molecular function: protein binding; RNA binding. The record is from RefSeq and is a predicted model, not a curated record. Lineage: Eukaryota; Viridiplantae; Streptophyta; Magnoliopsida; Vitales; Vitaceae.